Paramuricea clavata is the source of this 1562-nucleotide messenger RNA. NCBI's taxonomy places the organism in Eukaryota, Metazoa, Cnidaria, Anthozoa, Malacalcyonacea, Plexauridae. The record is from the annotation of a GenBank genome assembly.
AUGCAAUUUGGAAAAUGCCAUUUUGCAAGGAAACCUUUAGCUAUUUUAGUCCAAUCAUUUUCUUUAGGUACUGGCAUAUGUAGUGGUUGUAAUCUCUUCCAAAGCCAAUCACACACUUCUGGAACAAUUUUGACAAUCGUUGAUUUGCCAAUUCUGUAGCUGAAGGAGAUUGUUUUGUAAGAAUCUCCAGUGGCAAGGAACCUAAAAUAAAUAUAAUUUUUUUUUUUUUAAUUUACUGUACAGGAGAAACAGCUAAUAAGAAAUGGACCAAUAUAAGGGAUGCAUUUCAAAAUAAUCGGAAAAAGAAUACAUCCAAGAGUGGAGAUGGUGCCAAGAAAAACAUUCGGUGCUACAAGUAUGCAGGAAUACUUGGAUUUCUUAUCCCAUUCAUUCAAAACAGAGAGUAAGUAUAUAUGCCUAUUCUUUUAUCCUGUGUCCUAGAGAAAAAGGGCUUUAUUGCAGUAUUAAUACACUUAAAAGUGAACUAAAAAUGAGGUAAUAUUCAGGCAAUUUUUUAUAACCAACUCUCCAGAACAUUGUAAACAGCAAUUUUAUGUGCUACAUGUACAUAUACCUUUAACUCUAUAAUUAAACCCACAUUUUCUCUUGGGAUGCUUUCCAUUUAAAGGUCUGACCGGUCAGACCUGAAUUUUUGUCUCUGUAUCAAUGGAAAGAUCUGGUCUAUGUUUCUCAAAUAUCUACAAAAAAUCAGCCUCAUUCUAAUUUUAUCUAAAUUUUCCGGUCAUAUAGUUGCGAAGCCCAAAUGUUUUGUGUUUCAUUCAACAAUUUGACCGUUUUGACCGGUCUGGCCGUGUUAAUGGAGAGCGCCCUUGGAUUAGUACUAGGUAUCUAGAGAAGUGCUAUACGAAUAUUAUAAUAAACAACAAUUGUUUAGGGUUUUUUUUCCUUUUUUUCUUUCCAGAACAUCAACUAACCUGGAUACACUCAAAGAGGGAUCAGAUUCAGUGGGUAAUGGGCAGGAAGAGUUAGAAAGAUCCGAUGAUGAAGACUCGCUGUUGUCCAUAGAUACAUCUGCCUCUAGUACACCUUCCCCUGGUUUAUCACAAUCUUUAGGGGCAACUCCCUCGUCAUCAACAGCUUCCUACUCUUCCCGCAAGCGACGACAAAACUCGACUGAAAAUGCUGUUGACUUAUCUAUUGUGGAAUAUUUGAAAAGUCGCAAAACUACACCUGAUAAACCAGAUGAGAUAACAGAAUUUUUUAAUUCUAUGGCUAUUAGUGUAAAAAAAUUUCCUGAAUUGCAACAAGCUGUGGUGAAGUUUAAAAUUCACCAAAUAGUACAUGAAAUGGAAAUGGAAAUCCUCUUUGCAAAACCACAUCCAAAGCAUCAAACUGGACUGCUAAGUCAACAGCCACACAUACAGACUGGGCCAAUACAGACUGGGCCACAGUCUAACCAAUUUUCACAUCCACCAUAUCAAGUUUCUCAGGGCAUGCCUCAACAUCAUCAGUUUCAGCAAUCAACAUCCCUAGCCAAUGACUAUAGACAGGAACACAGCACAAAUGCAGAAACUGGAUUAACCUAUCACUCCCUAUCAUAA